This is a messenger RNA of Paramecium octaurelia, 8010 nucleotides long. The record is from the annotation of a GenBank genome assembly. NCBI's taxonomy places the organism in Eukaryota, Ciliophora, Oligohymenophorea, Peniculida, Parameciidae.
AUGAAUAUUGAAGAGUUGAAGGAGUCUAUAUCGAGACUAGGAUAAUCAUAGGAGUAAGUUAAAAUGGAUAUAUUAAAGUUGUCAGAGUGAUCUGGAGAUAAUAUGGUAAUAGAUCUAGCAUUAAGUGGGUUUGGAUUUGAUAUAUCAAAGUGGAAAGGCAGUGAUUGAAUUGAGAUAGUAUGCUAUGGGUUGGAAGGUAAGUUUUACUGUGAUUGAGGAUAGUAAGCAAAUAGGAUCUUGUCGCAUAUAGUGAGGGUGUGUUUAAAUGCGAAGGAACAACUAAAGGCUUGGGAAACGAUGAGGAUUGUGAUGGAUCCAGACAAGCAAAUAUAUAAAUGUUAUGAGUUGCAUCAGAUUGAUGUAAAUUAGGUAUCAGUAACAAAAUGAUGAGAUAGUUUUCACAUCAUGAAUUUACACAGCAUGAGUUUUGUGCAGAAUUGCAAGAAGGUUAAUAGGUGGAUGCAUUGUAUGAUGAUGAGAAAGGAAAUGUGAUAGGUUGGUGUAGAGCAACAAUUGACAAGUUGAAUGAGAAAUUUGUGUGGGUCAAAUGGCUUGAGAAUGACGAUAAGAGGAAGAUUGUCAGAUACUCAAUGGAUUUGGCACCAUUUAAAAGCAAAGUUACAGAUGAGGAAUGGCAAUGGAGACAUUCUCUAUAGCCUGGUGAUCUAAUUGAUUGUUUAGAUAAUAGACAAUGGCAGAAUGCUACUAUUAUUGCAGCCUUAAAAGACGAACAUGUUGAAUAUAUCGUUGGCUUUAGGGUUUAUGAUGAGAAAGGGAAUCUCUACGAUUCAAUGGGCAAGAGAUACUUUGGUUGGAACUCUCAAUAUGAUGAAAGAAUUCGAGCAGUUAGUCCUAGAAUUCAGAAAAUCAAUACCUUUUCUAAAGGUCAAUAUCCGAAUCCUUAUAGUCAGGAAGAUAUCAUCCAUGAUUGCAAUGAUUUCUUAUAUCCUGAGAAUCACUAUGCUAUUCCCAGAUUCUCGACUAAGCAAACUCGUCGUUCAAUCGUUCUUACUUAGAUGAUCAAUGAUUUUGGAUCUUAAGGAUUGUUUCAAUAUAUUUUAGAAUAAAUCUAAGCUAAGUGCACAAUAGACUUUCUUCAUCUUUAUAUGCAAGUUCUCAAUAACAUUUAUGAAAUGUUACACAAAUAAUUUGUCAGUAAUUAUGUCCCUGCCUUGUAAGUUGCGGUGUAAAACAACAUUUUAUAGUCUACAGAUAAUAAUCUGCGCAAUUUCUCAGCUCAGAAAAUUACAGACAUUUUGCAGUCCUUAUCCAAUUUAAUGAAAAGAGUAUACCCAAUCUAAAGAAGGUCGGAAAUUAUUGAUAGAUUUGAUUUAGAUAUUGCAUUUAAAUGUUUCACUAGUGAUUUCUUGGAGAGAAAAAUCUAGGGAUUGAAAGCCAUUUAAGAAUUGAUCAAACGAACUAAAGACCUCUUUAAUUCAUAUGGGAUGUAAGAAUCCCAAAAGCAAGCAGCCAUUUAAAUGAUAUUGGAAUGGUUGAAUGAGAAAAAAAUAUUUGAAACUUUAUAUGCUGGUUCAGGUAAUUCCCAUUUAGUUUAAAGAAGUGGGGAAUUCUUUAAAUUCCUGAUUGAGGAAAGAAUGAUUGGAAUCCAGAACCUCAAGGAGAUUUGGAACAGUUUAGAAAAGGCCGAAUAUGAACAUAAAUUAGCUAUUUACAAAUUAUUUAAGGAUGCCUCGAAUUCUCUGGAGAAGGAAUGGUUGGAUUUCUUAACUGAUGAAAUUUGUAGCAGAGACCCUAAGGAAGUGAACAAAGAUGAAUUGGAUUUAUUGUAAGAUAUUAUUAAAUCAAAUCAUAAGUAUAAAGAGGAUUAUAUUAUAAAGUGUUGUAAUUACUAUUGGAAUGUCUUAAAGAAUGGGUAACUGAAUUAGACUCUUUUUGAGUACUAUCUAGCAUAGUAUAUAGAAUAAGUGACAUCAUUUGAAAUGAGACCACAUAAGGGAGUAUAAAUUAAGAUGAUCGGAGAAAGCAUAGUAAAAUAGGAAUCUGCUAGUAUUGGAUUGAGAGUGCUCAUUAAAUUGAUAGAAAAGUUGGAUAUCUCACCUGCAGCUUGGGAACAAUACACUCGCAAUGUUGCGCUAACAGAUCUAUAAUCUUAAUGCGGAAUUAUUGAAUAAAUAUUUACAUAAAUUAGAGAAAUCAAAAAGUAACAUGGUAGCUUAGAGGAAAUCAAAGUUAGAAUGCACUUUAUAUAGAUGUUCUAUUAGAACAUUAGCACUUAUGAAUAUCGUCUAACAUUCAAUGUUAUAUCCACUUUAUGGGAUUUGUUGGUUUGCUAAUCUGAAUGUUAAUCUGAAAAAGAUCUCGUUUUUAAAUGGUUUAGCACAUUGUCAAAUCAAGAUGGGUAGUCUUAAUUGAUUUCAAUGGUUGAAAUCUCUGAACUUAAGGCUUUUUUUAUUGAUAAAAUGGCUAAUGAUUUGGCUCAUUUGACUGAAGAAGGAUUUAAUUGUCUCAAGACUGUAUUAUCCACAAUUAAUAAAUUUGAGAGUUUUGGUUUUGAUGUCUUAUGGUAAAUAAUACUAGAAGGGGAAAAUGAAAAAGUAUCUUAAAUGGCUAUUGAAUAUAUCCAUUCAUUCUAAACGACUGUUGAGGAAUUAUUUAACAAAUUGUAAGAAAAUAAGAAAUAAAAUUAAAAAUUACUGAGAUGUUUAUUAGUAUUAGAAGAUUUCAUAGAUUAAAGUGAAGUAAAUGGAGUUGGAAAUUUAAAGAGUUUGAAUGCUCUCUCAAAAGGUGAAGAACUAUCAAUCUAAAUUUAAUAUGAAAAUAGUUAGUAAAGAAGAUUUACAAUCAAAAUAAAUGACAAUUAAACAAUUGUAGAAUUACGAUUGGCAAUCAGCAAGGUGAUUAAACUCCAAUGGGAUGCCAUAGGUUUGAAUAGUCUUAAAGGUGAAAUAAAGUUUACAGAGAAUGGCAAAAUGAUAAAGGAUCUUAGAUUAAAGAAAGAUGAAAUAAUUAUGGUUUUUAAAAGGCAAGUGAAGGAUGCCCCGGAAACUUAAUUGUUGGAUGGGGAGAACCUUUCAGAAUAAGCUAAAGUAGUGUUUGCAGAAAUCUUCAGUGAAUAUUCAACCGAUGGCAAAAUGACAAAAGAGGAUUGUACUAGAUUUGUUACUGGAUGCACUGGUAAUCCAUGCAGUAUUGAUGAUGCUAACAUAUAACGAACGUUUGAACAAUAUGAUAGAGACAAAGAUUAGAACUUAACCCUAUAGGAUUUCUAUGACUUUUAUACUGAUUCAGCCAGAACCAAAAGGUCGACUGUUUGGUUGAAUUUACAAACCUUACACUAUAGAAAUGAUUUAAUAAGAGGAGAUCGAGUACCUUUGCCUGAAAUCAACGCUUAACUAUUACCAAGAGGAUAGAUUGUUCAAAAUUAAGAAUAUUUAGAGUUGUUAUUCGAAUUCCUCUUAAAUUCUAGCUAUGAGGUUCAAGAGAAAACUUGGUAUUUAUUGAGAAGACUACCACCUUCUCCUUAAUUGAUCAAACAGAUGUUAACAUUUGAGAACAUCACCUAACCAACUGAUUGGGAUUCAAUCUUGGUGAGUAGUCAUUAUAGAUUGUUAUACAGUUUGUAUAUUAUUGAAUUUCUGAUGAACCAAUAAGACUCAAAUCAUUUAUAGGCUCUAAUAGAAGAUUAAGAUAUUCUCAAAUUAAAGGAUAAAUGGAUGAGUAAGUUUUUGCAAUUGGGUGGGUUUGAUAGAUUAUUGCAGUUUUUCAAAGAGUAUUAAGGUAAGAGUGUAAGUACCUUAUCACAAAUAGAAAAGGAGAUAUUAUCAUUUUUGUUGAACACAUUUUAAAAUUAUAUUAUUGCCGCUUGUGCUGCUUACAUUCCUAAUCUGUAUAAAGCAUCAAGAGGUAUUUAAUAAAUAAAGCCUUUGGAUUAAGUGUUAUUGGAUAUUAGAUAAUCAGAAGAGUCAGAGGAAUUUCAACUGUUGGUUUAGAAAUUAAAGGAAAGUAGAUUAGGUGAUGAUAUUAUAGAGAAAAUCGAAAAUUUCAUCCCUGUUUUGAUACAUCUGAUACAAGAAUUGUUAAAAUGUAAUGAGUUGGAAUAGGAGGACAGAUAAAUUAUUGAACACAGCAUAAUAAUUGUAAUAGUUAUAUUGUUGAAUAAUCAGAAAUUAUUGGCAACAAGCAUUGAAAACAUUGAAUUCAUCAACAUAUUUUUCAGUGGCAUAUUUACUGGUACAUCAGAUUCCUUACGCAAUCUAUUUAGCAGGGCAAUCCUAGUACUUUGUCAUGAAAGCUAAAAGAAAAACAAUUAACCGACAAGAAUCAUGUUAUAAUAAUUGAUAGUAAUGCAAAACUCUUAGGGUAAUUCAGCCCAAUAUUAUGAAUUAUUGAGUCAAUUAAUAGAUAGUGCUUUUGAGACUGAAGAAUCGUAACAAUUCAUUGAUUAUUAACAACUAAGUCAAUAAAUGUUUCAAAAUUUAAUGAAUUACAAAAGCUAAGAAAAUAGAUAGAAGAAUACUCCUACUGAUAAAAUAUUGGUUGGUUUAUUGAAUCUUUUGACUAAGUUAUAUAGAUUCAUUAAAUAACCAAUUGUGGAUAUUAUAUUCAAUGAUUGUCUAUUCAGCAUGUCAGAGGAUAAGGAGAUUAAGUGCAAAUCUGUAGAAAGCAGACAAGUAGCCUUUAAAUUGCUCCACAAUCUAGCAUAAUAAUAGAACAUUGAUACAAUAGUGACAAACCUACAAUUACUAAGUUAAAAGAUACCAAUAAUAAAUAGAUGGAAUUACAUCCCUUCAAGUGAUAUGAGAAGUAACCUUGGAUAUUGUGGUAUCAAAAAUCUCAGGUGUAUUUGUUACAUGAAUGCUAUGUUAUAACAAUUUUAUAUGAUAAAGCCAUUUAGAUAUGGCAUUCUGUAAGCUAAUGAUCACAAAGAUGUCGAUUUAUAAUUGAGUAAAACAGGAUUUACAUAUGAUGAUAAUGUAUUACAUCAGUUGCAAUAAAUGUUCAGUUAUUUAGAACUAUCAGAUCGUAUUGAUUACAAUCCUUAAGAAUUUUGUGCAGCAUUUAAAGAUUAUGCUGGUGAGCCAGUCAACAUAUUUAUCUAAUAAGAUGCACAAGAAUUCUUAAAUAUGAUCUUUGAUAAGUUGGAGAACCUGUUAAAGGAAACUGUCUAUAAAAACAUAAUGGAUGGAGUAUUUGGCGGAAAGACUUGCACAUUGAUAGAAUGUUAAAAUUGUAAAGUGACAAAAAGCAAGGAAGAAAUAUUUUACAAUUUAUCUUUGCUUAUUAAGAAUUUAAAGACUUUAUAGGAAUGUUUUGAUAAAUUUGUAUAAGGAGAGGUUAUUUCUGAUUUCAAGUGUGAGAGUUGUAAUUAGAAAGUUGAUGUGAAAAAAUGUUAACAAUUGGCUCGAUUGCCGAAUAUAUUAAUAUUACAUCUCUAAAGAAUUGUAUUUAAUUUAGACACUUUUAUGAAUGAGAAGAUUAAUACAAGAUUGGAAUUCCCAAUUAAUUUAGAUCUGCAAUAAUACACUAUUAACAAAGAUCAAUGCACACAAUAUCAAUUGGUUGGAGUAGUUGUUCAUGUUGGUACUGCUGAUGUUGGACAUUAUUUCAGUUAUAUAGAUAUCAAAAAUUAAGAUUAAUGGCUAGAAUUUAAUGAUCAUAAAAUAAAGGAAUUUAAAUUAAAGUAAAUGGAACAAGAAUGUUUUGGAGGAUCAAGUAAUUUUGAUUAUAAUGAUAAUGAUGUUUGGGGAACAGGGUUUAGAGAGAAUUCUUAAAGUGCUUAUAUGCUCAUUUAUGAGAAGGUGUAGAAAGAUCAAAUAUCUUUAGUAUUCAAUAGUGAACAAGAACUGUAAGAUCACAUAGAUUAAUUUGACAAUUACACUAUCGAUCCUGAUUAAAAGAAUGUAUUAUAGGUUGACUAUAAUUCAUUGAAACCUUAUAUUCCAACUGAAUAUCAAAAGAAAGUGAAUUGCGAUAAUCAGAAAUUUUUAUUAGAACGCAAUUUGUUCAAUUAAGAUUUCUUGAAGUUUAUACUAGAUGCUAGUGAAUUUGUGAAUGAAAGUAAUGCAUCCAAGAUGAUUGAUGUGUUAAUUAAGUUUAAUUACGAUCUGUUGUCAAGAGCAUAUGAAAAUUCAUUGAUGGAUUAAUUUAAUUCCAAAAUUGUACAAUUAAUUUAAUAAUAUCCAAGUAUCAGUUAUCUUGAUUUGAUUUACUUUGGCAAAUUAAACAAAGUGGUGGAUUUACUAUUAGUGUGUCCUGAGGCAAGGACACGAAAACACAUGAGCAAAUUGUUAUCGACUCUAUUUAAUCAAGCAAUCUAGAUCGAAGGCUAAAUCACAGAGAAAUUGAAUGAAGGAUUAGAUCAGUUAUUUUCAAUGAUUCAAGAUCAAGUGCCUAAGAAUUGGACAAGAUAUGAGUUUUAUUUUCAAUUCUGGUUAGACUUUCUGUAGGAAGGUAAACUCUAAUAAGAAUAUUUAAUGAAAAAAAACAUGGUCUUGUAUAUGAUAGAUUUUAUACUAGAUAAAGGCAGUCCAUUGUAAUUAUAUGAAAAAAAGGUUUAGAUGGGUAAUGCCUAUGUAUCCAUGAAUAUACAGAUCUAACUUCAAAUAGUAACUGCUUUAUUGAAAUAAAAUCAUCAAUUAAGUUUGAAUGAGAAGAAGUUAUUAUAUUCUCCUAAGUUCUACGAUAAGAUAUUGAAAACUAAGGUGGAGGAUAUCUUACCUGUGAUACAAAGGUUAUCCUAUUAGAAUAGAUAUUUCUCAGAGAUUAUUUCAGGAUGUAUUAUGCGUGGUAUGUCAAAUGGAGAUGUUGAUGAAUUCAAAAACUAUUUAUAAGUAGCUAAAUCCUUUUUAUUGAUUGAAGAUGACAUCUAAAUUGAAAGAUUGGAAUGGUUGAUUGGUAUUCCAUCAUCAAAACAAAAGGAGACCACCAAGAUUUACGAUAAUCAAUUUUCAGAUAUAGCCUCAUUUGGUUUAUAUGGUCUAUCAAGUUUGGAAGAAGACUAUUGGACCUUUGCCAGUCCUUUGGGAUGGUCAAAUUGUUUAUUUGAUUACUUCUGUUCUCAUAGGAUGAGUAAAAACCAUGAUAUUCAAUGUCUAUUAAUUCUUAAGUGUUGUAUCUCAAUCAGUUUAGAAAAUCUAGCUUGCUUCAAUUACAUCUCAAAUCUGCCAUGUGUGAAUUAUCAAUAUGUAAUCAAUUUAAUAUAUUUUUAGAAAUAUAAUGAAGAAAUAUUUAAGGCCUUUUUAGAGACCUUCAUUUUGGAUACAAAACGAUGCUAUUCUUAAUAUAAUCGUAAAUAGGAAUCUGAAGAAGUUAAACUACUACUUGAAGAGUAUCAAAAGAGAUUAGAUUAAAUUCGAGACCCCACUAAACCCCAGUACGAUUAUAUCAUUGGUAAAUCUGUUGAAGUUGCUAAAAUAACUAAACUUCUUUAUCUAUUCAAUCCAACCACCAAAGAGGAAUUGACAGCAGAUGAAGCAUCUCCAAACUUUCAUUUAAUCAAAUCAUAAAUUGAUGAUGGAACACUCCACAAAAUCAUCACAUUAGAAGUAAAAAUCAUAGUAAUCAUAGGAAAAAGUCUACACUACAUAUGUUUGUGAUAAUCUACCUACUGGUUAAACCAACGAAGCAUUACCACAAUAAUAUGUAAAAGGUACUUAACUACAUCAUUUUUCUGUUGAUCCGAAUUCUGAAGCUGCCAAUUUCAUACAAUCUAAGGCAUGGAGUGCAGAAAAUGAAGAUAAAGCAGUCGUAUCUAAUUCAAGAUUGGCUGAAACUGUCAAAUAAAUUCAACUGCAUAAUAAUACAAAUCGAAAUCUACAUGUGAUUCUUGAAAUCAAGGGACCAUAAACUAGUCAUUACAUUCCUACCUCCAAAAUCUAAUCUUUGAUGAAUCCUAAAAUCAUUACAACUAUGUUCACAAUUAUCAAAAAGAAAAGUCAAGAUGAGUUUUCAAAAUUAGAGUUGACGUUGCAGUACAAAAAACAAGAACCUAGAUCGGAAUCGUAUCUAUAUUUAUCAAAUUCAAAUGAAAUGAACUUGGAGUUGUUAUGA